AUGGGUUGUUUCUGUUCGAAAUUGUCAUCUUGUUGUUGUAUCUCGGAGCAUAAUGGACCAGAUCAUGAAACAAAUAAUACUGAGACUGAGGAGAAAAGCGAAGCCAGCGAUGUACCUGCAUUUCGCGAAUUUUCAAUUGAACAACUGAGAAUGGCUACAUCUGGGUUUGCUGUAGAAAACAUAGUUUCAGAACAUGGGGAGAAAGCUCCCAAUGUGGUUUAUAAAGGGAAACUGGAAAAUCAGAAACGUAUUGCUGUCAAGCGUUUUAACAGAUCUGCUUGGCCUGAUGCCCGUCAGUUCAUGGAAGAGGCUAGAGCUGUUGGUCAACUUCGAAACUACAGAUUGGCAAAUUUACUUGGAUGCUGCUGUGAAGGCGAGGAGAGGUUACUGGUUGCUGAAUUUAUGCCCAAUGAGACUCUUGCCAAACAUCUAUUUCACUGGGAAACACAACCUAUGAAGUGGGCAAUGCGAUUAAGAGUUGCUUUAUACCUUGCACAAGCGCUGGAAUAUUGCACAAGCAAAGGGCGUACUCUUUACCAUGAUCUUAAUGCCUACAGAGUUGUCUUUGAUAAUGAAAGUAUCAGUUCCUCAACCCUAGGGGAUGGCAAUCCUAGACUUUCGUGCUUUGGUUUGAUGAAGAAUAGUAGAGAUGGAAAAAGCUACAGUACAAACUUGGCGUUUACUCCUCCUGAGUAUUUAAGGACAGGAAGAGUCACCCCAGAAAGUGUAAUUUACAGCUUCGGAACACUUUUGCUUGACCUGCUCAGUGGGAAACACAUUCCACCCAGCCAUGCCCUUGAUUUGAUAAAGGAUCGGAAUCUCCAAAUGUUGACUGAUUCUUGCUUGGAAGGUCAAUUUUCCAUUGAUGAUGGGACUGAGUUAGUUCGUCUUGCUUCAAGAUGUUUACAGUAUGAACCACGUGAGAGACCAAAUCCAAAAUCCGUAGUUUCUGCAUUGAUUCCUCUUCAGAAGGAAACUGAGGUACCUUCUCACAUUUUAAUGGGCAUUCCUCAUGGUGGAGAGAUUUUAUCUCUGUCUCCUCUCGGUGAAGCAUGCCUUAGAAAGGACUUAACUGCCAUACACGAGAUUUUGGAAAAACUUGGAUACAAAGAUGACGAGGGAGCCACGACUGAGCUUUCAUUCCAGAUGUGGACGAAUCAAAUGCAGGACACAUUGAACUCUAAGAAGAAGGGAGAUUUGGCUUUCCGGCAUAAAGAUUUCAGGGUGGCCAUUGAUUGCUACGCACAGUUUAUCGAAGUUGGAACAAUGGUGUCCCCGACAAUUUAUGCCCGUCGUAGUUUGUCGUAUCUCAUGAGUGACAUGCCUCAGGAGGCCCUCAAUGAUGCCGUCCAAGCACAGGUCAUAUCCCCCGUUUGGCAUAUUGCUUCAUAUUUGCAAGCAUCUGCCCUCUUUGCUUUGGGGAGGGAAAACGAGGCUCAAAUUGCGCUCAAAGAAGGUUCCAUUCUCGAGGAAAAGAAGAACACAACCACUUCCUGA
Striga hermonthica is the source of this 1497-nucleotide messenger RNA. The record is from the annotation of a GenBank genome assembly. Lineage: Eukaryota; Viridiplantae; Streptophyta; Magnoliopsida; Lamiales; Orobanchaceae.